AUGGUUACUGAUGAGUUACCAACCUGGGAGCAACUACGAGAAUAUUUAGAGCACCGAUUCCGGUCGUUGGAGAUGAUCGACACUAACGUGACGCGUCCUAAUCAACCUGCCAAGCCUGUCACGAAAGCUAAAAUAUUUCACACUGCUAUUGAGAAUAAACAGAAGAGCAAUGAUGUUGAGUGUGCGAUGUGUCAUGAGAAUCAUUAUAUUUAUCACUGCAAGCGGUUCGGGCUAAUGACACCUAAUGAGCGACAAGAGUAUGUCCAGAGUAACCGACUGUGCUUCAACUGCUUAUCACCAACUCACGCAGCAUUGAAGUGUCGGCAGUCAAGUUGCAGAAAAUGCGGAAGGAGGCACCAUACCAUGCUACACUUCGAGCGAGUGGAGAAGGAGGCCAGGCGCGAGGCUGAGUUGACAGUUCCUGAGUGGUCAGAAAUUGGUCACUUACCUUUAGCUGAUCCUACAUACACGAAACCAGGUAAAAUAGAUGUACUUCUAGGUGCAGAGGUGUAUGCUGAAAUAUUGCAAGAUGGCUUGAUUAAGCAAUCUGAAGGGAGCCUACUAGCACAGAAUACCAUAUUCGGAUGGAUUUUAUCUGGAAGAGCGGCGAGAGGUCCUGAGGAACUAGCAAAGGCAAAUGUUAUGAGCAUGCAUGUACAAGUGAAAGAAGAUGACUUAUUGAAGAAGUUUUGGGAGAUGGAAAAUGAGCCUAACACAAUACACAAAGAGAUGACCAAGAGUGAGAAAAGGUGUGAAGAGAUUUUCGACGCAACGACAGUGAGAGAUGAUGAAGGAAGACUGGUGGUAAGGCUACCAUUUACAACAGAAGAUCCUAAGAGUCAAUAUGGCAAUUCAAAAGAGAUAGCUAUCAAGAGACUAGAGAUUUUAGAGAGAAAACUAAAGAGAGAACCUAAACUGAGAGAAGAAUACAAUAAAGUGUUUGAAGAAUAUUUGAGUUUAAAUCACAUGAGAAAGGUGAAUGAAAAUGAGCUUGAGAAUCCCAAGGCAGUCUACUUGCCUCACCACGCCGUAGUGAGAGAAGACAAGGAGACCACAAAGGUGAGAAUCGUCUUCGAUGCUUCGAGUAAAGGGACUAACAAUGUCUCGCUGAAUGACGAUCUACUCGUGGGUCCGAAGCUGCAGCAAGACUUGAGACACAUACUAAUGAGAUGGAGAAGGCACAAGGUGUGCAUCGUCGCGGACAUUGUGAAGAUGUACAGGAUGGUCCGUGUGGCUGAUGAAGACACCGAUUUUCAGCGAAUAGUUUGGAGAUUUUCAUCGGAUGAGUCACAACCUAUACAGCACUAUAAGCUGUUACGGCUAACUUUUGGAACAGCAUGUGCGCCAUAUUUGGCUGUCAAAUGCCUACAGAGACUUGCUGAGUUAGAAGAAUCUAAAUAUCCGUUAGCGGCAAAAUUAACAAGGCAAGAUUUCUAUAUGGACGAUCUAAUCACGGGAGCUGAAACAGAAGAUGAAGUUAUGAAUAUAUACAAUGAGAUGAAUGAACUAUUGAGAUCAGGAGGUUUUGAGCUACAAAAAUGGAACAGUAAUUCAGAGACAGUACUACAGAAGAUUAGGAAAACAGAGAAGACAGGACAGGAGCAAGAAAAAGGAUCUGAUUCAAUCAAACUAAACAAGAGUAUAAAGGUUCUUGGAGUGAGUUGGAAUAGAGACGCUGAUAGUUUCGAGUACAUGUUAAAGUUACCAGAGCCCACAGAUUCGAUAUCAAAGCGUAGAGGAGACAAAUGA
Plutella xylostella (diamondback moth) is the source of this 1749-nucleotide messenger RNA. RefSeq lists its product as uncharacterized. NCBI's taxonomy places the organism in Eukaryota, Metazoa, Arthropoda, Insecta, Lepidoptera, Plutellidae. The record is from RefSeq and is a predicted model, not a curated record.